Ricinus communis (castor bean) is the source of this 381-nucleotide messenger RNA. RefSeq lists its product as uncharacterized. The transcript has 2 exons. The record is from RefSeq and is a predicted model, not a curated record. Lineage: Eukaryota; Viridiplantae; Streptophyta; Magnoliopsida; Malpighiales; Euphorbiaceae. Bases 1 to 381 code for a protein of 126 amino acids.
AUGGGGUCACAUACAGGUAAAGAAAGACAAUGGCAGCUCAAUGAGUUAGAAGAGUGGCAUCAGCAAGCUUAUGGCAACUCCUUAAUAUACAAAGCUAGGAUGAAGAAGUGGCAUGAUCAAAGACUGAAAGGCUUGAAAAAGUUCAAAGUUGGAGACAGGGUUCUCUUAUAUAACUCACAUCUUCGGUUGUUUCCAAGUAAGCUAAAGAGCCGAUGGUCAGGAUCGUUCGUAGUCAAGCAAGUCUUUCCAUACGGCACAGUGGAGCUGCAUCAUCUGGAGAAGGGAGACUUCAAGGUUAAUGGGCAUAAACUGAAGCACUAUCACGAGAACUCGUUAGAAGUUGAGGAGCGAGUGAACAUGGUAUUUUUUCCACAAAAGUAG